AUGACACUCACUUUACUCCAAUGGAUGGGUCCAACGGACCAUUUCCAGAUCAAUACCUACACUGGUUUGACUAGCGGUUUACUGCUCCUCAUCAACCAGAUCACAGACCUUGAGUAUCCUUCGAACAGCAAACUAGUCGCAGAUCAUCAUCGAAUCGCUGCUGACAUCAAGACAUCGCUUGAAGGGCUUCGCCAAGACGUCCCGCCAAAUCUUCUAUUCUCAACUACAGUCCAGCUCUCAGCAAGUGCCGAAGCGUAUAGACUGGCCUGCUUGCUCUAUCUCCAUCACAAAGUCGCCUCUAUAAGAGCACGUAUCGCUGUACGAACGACUUCUUUGAGUCCUCUCUUCUCGCAAUCGGAGGUACUGCAUUUGACCAGCCAGAUACUGUCCCUUCUUGAAGACAAUCCAGGCCUGACGAGAACCGUGGCGAACCGACUAUGGCCAAUAUUCAUGGCUGGAUCCAGUGCCAAUGACGAUUUCUUGAGACUUCGGGUGUUGAAUUUAUUCGAACAGAUCGAGAAAGACCGCAGGUUCUGGAAUGUUGCUCCUGUACGCAUGAUGAUUUUGAAGAUCUGGCGACACCGCGAUAUCCACGUAGAUGAGCCGGUUGUGUCGACUCGCAAGUACAAGAAAGCACCCGCAAAAGAAGCAGAAUAUCGCCAGGGAAGCGGCAGUGACUGGGACUGCAUUCUCGAGAUGAUGGCCAACUUCACAUGGAGCCUAACGUGA
Messenger RNA from Zasmidium cellare ATCC 36951, 729 nucleotides. RefSeq lists its product as uncharacterized. Gene Ontology annotation, biological process: positive regulation of transcription by RNA polymerase II. NCBI's taxonomy places the organism in Eukaryota, Fungi, Ascomycota, Dothideomycetes, Mycosphaerellales, Mycosphaerellaceae. The record is from RefSeq and is a predicted model, not a curated record. Gene Ontology annotation, cellular component: nucleus. Gene Ontology annotation, molecular function: transcription cis-regulatory region binding; DNA-binding transcription factor activity. The transcript is spliced from 2 exons. Bases 1 to 729 code for a protein of 242 amino acids.